AUGCCAUCCGGUCUUGCGGCGAUUCCUCAGGCGCAGUUGUCGUCCAAGUAUCGCGAUCUUGUCAAGAUCGCAUUGAAGCCACGGCAGACUCGGGCUUUCGUUCUGGCUGCUAUCGCAUGGCACCUCUUCUUGACAUCAGCUCUGCUCAAGACAAUAUCGCUAUCCAUACUUUCACCAUCGACGCUAUUGGUCAGCUUAGCAUCCUUCGGCCUUGGCAUUCUGCCUCUGUUAGCAGCGCGGAAGCGGAACCUCUCGCGCAUCACAUGGCCUCCACCUCGACUUGCUCCAACAAAAGCACAGCGGAUCUUGACGACACUUUCGAAUGCCGCACUGCUUGCAACCAUCUCGCAUCAUCUUGUCGCUUUUAUCGUACUGGCGCUCGGAUACGCUGCGCUGCUGACCUCGCAAUCGGGUGGAUGGGGGCCUCAGAUCUGGGUCGAGUCGCAUGCAUCUUUCUACCUCAACGAACGCUUCCUCUUCCUCGUCGCACAGACGGCGGUUCUCGCUACAGUCUACGCAGUCUUGUUCCGAUCCCUUGCUUGGCCAGAGACAGCUGCAUCAGCCACCUUUGAUGCUGCAGCGCUCUCUUGGGAUGCGAAUGUGACGAUCAAGGAUCGUGUCGUGGUUGCCUUUGGCUCGCGCCUUCCUAAAGCUGUAGCAGUUGCAGCAUUGACAUCGACAUCAAGCGUGUUGGUGUACAGCAUGAUCCGCAUUCGUGUCUGGAGCACAGUGUUGCUAGUCAUCGGCACACGCGGCUUGUUGCGACGAGUGUUGGUGCCUUCUUUCCGCGUCGAUUUCGACUUGUUCCAAGUGACGAUGCGAUCAACACUGUUCAGCAUUGCAGCUGUUUGUGCGGUGGAGACGGCUUACCUGCUGUUGGAUGUCUACCUUUCGCAUCCGCUCGCACCGGUCAGCAAGUAUGCAAAGGAUCCUAAUCGACUGCUACUCGAUGGUAUCGACGAGCCGAUCAUCUUGUUCGCCAACCACGCAUUCGUGGAGACAGCUCGACUGAGCGCAGGAGACAAGGAAAUGCGCGCUUUGAUCUACAAGGAUGUCAACUCGGAUGUUACUGCAUGGGCACACAUCCGUGAUCGCUGCUUGACUUUGCUCGAGGUGAACAAGCAGUUUGUCGUUUGUCGUGGACAGACAGCUCCUGCAGCACAAACAGCAGCCAAACCUGCAGCUCAGCAAGUCACGCAAACACAGCAGCAGAAGACAGGCGGGCAACCGACAGGCACUAUUUGGCACCAACUCGCUGCUGGACAGACAGCAGCAGCAGAAUCCAAAGAAGGCGCCAAGCCAACUCAAGCAGCCGGUGCAGCCAGUGCAAACGCCAAGAAGCCUACAGCGAACACCACCGCGUCAGCGUUGGUCAGCAUUGGAAGCAUCUCGAAAGCAGCAACAAGCGUGAUCACAACUGCUUGGAAACUCGUGCCCGCCGAUGCAAAGCACGUCCUGUUUGGACCUCGUCGACAGCAAUCUCUGCUGGGCGAAUCGCCUGCAUGCGAGGCAGCAUCCAUCGUCGGCCGUGACGCAAUCCGGGUAGUUGGUGCUGUUGUCUCGCUCAAAGAGCUGCUCUGCCACAGUCUGGAAGAAGACCCGUACGGAUCAGUGCAGAAAGAUAUCAAACGAGUGCUUAGUGCUAUGGUGGACCUUGCCCGCGAGAUCCGAUGUUUUGGGUUGCAGCUGGAACAACGAGCAUGUCACAUUGACGACAAGUUGACCCAGCUCGAAGCCGAGGCGAACCAGAGCACCAGCACUGCCAAAGACAAACCUCAGCAAAGCACUCAAAAGCCCCAAGGAGAAGGACAAGGGAGAAAGAGCAGGAUGGAAGCACAGCAAGAGCUGAGAGAAGCGUGGAAGACAAGUGGAGCUCAAAGCAUCGAUUUCAGCUUGACAGCGGCGAUCACGGAGAUCUUGGAUACUUUUGCCAUGUUUGAUUUGCACUUGGGAGCUGAGUUGGAGGUCAAGUUGGCUGAUUGCUUGCGUUGA
Ustilago hordei is the source of this 1992-nucleotide messenger RNA. RefSeq lists its product as uncharacterized. The record is from RefSeq and is a predicted model, not a curated record. Gene Ontology annotation, molecular function: protein-macromolecule adaptor activity. The coding region runs from base 1 to 1992 and encodes 663 amino acids. Gene Ontology annotation, biological process: nuclear pore organization; spindle pole body localization. Gene Ontology annotation, cellular component: nuclear pore transmembrane ring; spindle pole body. Lineage: Eukaryota; Fungi; Basidiomycota; Ustilaginomycetes; Ustilaginales; Ustilaginaceae. The transcript has a single exon.